This is a messenger RNA of Eurypyga helias (sunbittern), 812 nucleotides long. It is a transcript of the gene PCYOX1, whose product is annotated as prenylcysteine oxidase 1. The record is from RefSeq and is a predicted model, not a curated record. NCBI's taxonomy places the organism in Eukaryota, Metazoa, Chordata, Aves, Eurypygiformes, Eurypygidae. Gene Ontology annotation, biological process: prenylcysteine catabolic process; prenylated protein catabolic process. The annotation marks the transcript as partial. Gene Ontology annotation, molecular function: prenylcysteine oxidase activity. The transcript is spliced from 2 exons.
GUGCCGUUUCUCUGGCGGGAGUAGAGUCGGGCCUUUGGUCAAUAAAAGGGGGGAACAAACUCGUCUGCAGCGGCCUCCUUUACGCCUCCAAAGCUGAAGUGAUCCCUGCUACAGUUUUAUUUAUUGAGCCAAAAAUCAGACCCAGACCCACGGGGGACCCGGUGAAGCUCUACCAGGUCACUUACAACACUACGUCGGGAGUGACGGGGGAUGCGUACGACAUCGUGGUGAUCGCUGCUCCGCUGAGCCGCAAACUGGCCAACAUCACCUUCAGGAAUUUCGACCCUCCCAUCCCGGAUUUCCCAAAUCCUUACCACCAGACUGUCACGACGUUGGUGCACGGACGCUUAAACGCUUCCUUCUUCGGUUACCGGGAUCCAUCCGCCUUUCGUUUCGGUGCCAUUUUCACCACGGACAACCCCAAACUCUUCGUCAACAGCGUGGGGGUGGUGUCUCCGGUGGAAGACGGCGGCGGCGAAGGAACGCCGCCCUGGCAGUCGGCCGUCUGGAAGGUGUUUUCCCAGGAAGCGCUCACCAAGGAGCAGCUGAACUUGCUUUUCUCCUCCUACGACUCCGUCAAAGUGAAGAAGUGGUUGGCGUAUCCCCACUACAGCCCGCCGGAAAAAUGCCCUCCCGUCAUCCUCCACGACAACAUCUACUACCUGAACGGCAUCGAGCGGGCCGCCAGCGCCAUGGAGAUGAGCGCCAUCGCCGCCAAAAACGCCGCCCUGCUCGCUUACCACCGGUGGUACGGCAACGCCGACAGGAUCGACCAGGAAGAUUUGCACGAGAAGCUGAAAACGGAGCUCUGA